AUGAGAGAACUGCAGGUAAUACGAGUGCAAUUAUAUUUAUGUGUGACUUGUGUUUUUGUUGUAAAUCUUCUAGCUGUGUCACUGUCUCAAAUAUGGACGCUGGACCGUCAGACCUUCCAGUCCAUUAUGAUGCGGACCGCACAAGCCAGACAUGAGGAGUACUUUAGCUUUUUACGCAGUGUCUCUCUGCUGCAAGAUCUGCCUGAGGAAAAACUGGCUAGAAUUGUUGAUUGCCUUGAAGUGGAUUAUUUUGAAAAAGGAGAGUACAUCAUUCGAGAAGGUGAAGAAGGGAAUACGUGCUUUAUUAUUUCAAAAGGAGAGGUUAUAGUCACCCAAAGCACAGAGGGAUUUGCUGCACCUCAGGAAAUCAAAACUUUGGGAGUCGGGGACUACUUUGGAGAAAAAGCUCUCAUCAGUGAGGAUGUCCGCUCAGCCAACAUCAUCUGCAAUGAGAAUGACACACAGUGCCUAGUAGUGGACAGAGACAAUUUCAACCAGAUGGUGGGAACUUAUGAGGAGCUUCAGGCUUAUCUAAAAGAAUAUGUGAAAGAGCUCUCCAGGUGUGAUGAAAAGAGAAAUGCCCUGUGAGUACCUGAGCCACAUUCACAUCAGAUUGAUUCUGCAGAGACACAGGAACUACAAAAGCUGAGGGAGAGAGUUGCUGAGCUGCCGACACACCAGCCUUUCAAAGAGCUUGAAGUCAUAGCUACGCUGGGUGUGGGAGGGUUUGGACGAGUGGAGCUGGUGAAGCUUAAGGAUGAAAAUAUCACAUUUGCUCUGAAGUGCAUUAAAAAGAAGCACAUUGUGGACACCAGACAACAGGAGCACAUCUACUCUGAGAAAAACAUCCUUCAGCAAAUAAACUCAACAUUUAUCAUAAGGUUGUUUCGAACGUUUCGUGACAACAAGUUUGUUUACAUGCUUCUGGAAGUUUGUCUUGGUGGAGAGCUGUGGACUGUGCUGCGGGACAUGUGUUAUUUUGAUGAGCCAACAACCAGGUUCUGUACAGGUUGUGUCUUGGAAGCCUUUGAUUAUCUCCACACUAUGGGCAUUGCUUAUAGAGACCUAAAGCCUGAAAACCUUUUACUGGACGCAGAAGGUUACAUCAAAAUGACAGACUUUGGCUUUGCUAAAAAGAUUGGCAUUGGAAAAAAGACCUGGACAUUCUGCGGUACUCCAGAGUAUGUGGCACCAGAAGUCAUCAUGAACAAAGGCCAUGAUUUUGGGGCUGAUUGUUGGUCUUUGGGAAUCCUCAUCUUUGAACUUCUCACUGGAAACCCUCCUUUUUCUGGCUCAGACCCCAUAAAGAUUUACACUAUGGUCCUCCAUGGCAUUGAGAAAGUGGAUUUUCCUAAGAAAAUAGGCAAGCGACCAGACGACCUCAUCAGAAGACUGUGCAAGUUAAAUCCAGUGGAGAGGCUGGGAAACAAAAAGAACGGUGUAUCGGACAUCAAGAAGCACAAAUGGUUUCAAGGCUUUAAUUGGGAUGGUCUGAGAUGUCGCCAGCUGCUGUCUCCACUAAAGAGAGAGCUGAAAGGCCCGAUGGAUCACAAUUAUUUUGAUGCUUUCCCACCUGACACCGAGGAACCCCCUGAUGAACUGUCUGGCUGGGAUAAAGACUUCUGAGAAUCCCGAGCACCGACUUUA
Nematolebias whitei (Rio pearlfish) is the source of this 1647-nucleotide messenger RNA. RefSeq names its product cGMP-dependent protein kinase 2. Gene Ontology annotation, biological process: protein phosphorylation. The record is from RefSeq and is a predicted model, not a curated record. Gene Ontology annotation, molecular function: ATP binding; cGMP-dependent protein kinase activity. Lineage: Eukaryota; Metazoa; Chordata; Actinopteri; Cyprinodontiformes; Rivulidae. The transcript is spliced from 16 exons.